CAUUUCUCAACUGAGACGUCUUCGGUGUUUAUGAAUCCUUUCGUCGUGUACAUGAAAGGCGCCGUUCCACAGCUGACGCGAGGGGAGGUUCGACAGAGCGCGGGAGACGUUGACCCAUUCUUUACACCGCAAGUGGCCGGCAAACUUUUCAAAGGGAUGAACAUGUUUGGACUCGAUCUGAUGUCCCUCAACAUACAGCGUGGCCGUGACCAUGGCAUUGCCUCGUACACGGCACUCAGAGCCUCAUGCGACUUGUCUUCCAUUCAUGACUUUCCUGAUCUCUCGGGAAUCAUGGAUGAGGAUGUGAUUGAAAUUCUAGAGGAUGUAUAUAGUCAUGUGGAUGACAUUGACCUGUUCGUCGGUGGUUUGGCUGAGCACCCGGUAGAAGGAGGAGUAGUAGGUCCCACUUUCGCUUGUAUUCUGCUGGACCAGUUCCUUAGGCUGAAAGUAGGCGACAGAUAUUGGUACGAGACUAAUGACAAGGAUACAAGGUUUAAGAAAGAACAAGUCAAAGAAAUUCGCAAAAACCUUGCGGGGAUCAUGUGCGAAGUGAUUCCAGAACUGACGGAGAUUCAGGCAGAGCCUCUGAAAGGGCAUCUCUCGAGAAUCCAGUGGUAUCUUGCUCUUCUUUCCAAGAAUUGGACCUCAGCCACUGGAAGGAAUGAUUGCAGUCGAUGGAAGGAUUCUUCUGCAAUUUUCGCUGAAUUCUUUGUGUCAUAUAACAGAAUAUCGGUUCCCUCCCUCGUGGCUCCAGAACGAUUUGGAAAUGGGUCAGGCUCUCCAAUAGCAUACUGGGUUAAAAGGUCCUCUAAGACAAUAUUUGCCCUUUCUCCCAAUGGCAUUUGA
Molecule: messenger RNA, 846 nt
Organism: Penaeus vannamei (Pacific white shrimp)
Lineage: Eukaryota; Metazoa; Arthropoda; Malacostraca; Decapoda; Penaeidae
Source: RefSeq, a predicted model, not a curated record